Messenger RNA from Alexandromys fortis (reed vole), 6913 nucleotides. RefSeq names its product sorbin and SH3 domain containing 2 (gene Sorbs2). The transcript has 26 exons. The record is from RefSeq and is a predicted model, not a curated record. Gene Ontology annotation, biological process: Notch signaling pathway. The coding region runs from base 836 to 4735 and encodes 1299 amino acids. Lineage: Eukaryota; Metazoa; Chordata; Mammalia; Rodentia; Cricetidae. Gene Ontology annotation, cellular component: plasma membrane; synapse; dendrite. Gene Ontology annotation, molecular function: protein binding.
AUCAGCCAUGCUUGCUAAGUCUGUCUGUUGGUUGUUGCUAUGGCUACGAAAAGCUAGUGGAACCCAAUGAGCUGUCGCAGCAGCGCGGAGAGGACCAGCCAUUUUACUUAUGGAAAGCAGUGUGGCAUAGAGCUUCAUGGUGGAAGAAGCAUUUUUUUUUUAAAUCUCUUGAAAGAAGAGAGCCACAAUGGGCAUGCUAGUGCACAAUCAUUGCAGCCACGUGUGCCUGCAAGCUGCCCCUGCGACAAGCUGUUGACUGCUGUUGCAAUUAGCUGAUUGGAGAACGGGGAAUGCAGGGUGAUAAUGCCGCGUAUCAGCUCGCGAGCAGCAGCAGGAAAGGGUUUUGUCUCGGGAAGGCAAGCCUUCCCCGCACAGUUAUCUCGGCAGCUCCCCAACUGAGAGAACCGGGGCUUUGAAAAGAGGGUGCCUCCCUCUGCUAGCACAGGUCCUGCGCGAGGCUGCUGCUCGCAGGUCUGGGAAAGCAGGUGUGUGCUCGGAUGGGCACUGGGCUGGAACGCAGGCAGCCGCUCUCGGCUCUCGGGUUCACCUGCUUCCUGUGAAGAGACUGUUAGCUCGGAGCAUCUGCUCCCGCUCCCGCACGCUGAAGCGGAGGCUGAGAAAGGGGCUCCGGGCUUCCCACUUGACUGACGGAGACACUUGGAUUGGACUUAAUCUUAAACCUCUGGAGGUCAAGACCUUUUUAAAAAAGGGCUAAAUAAACAAUCUCUACACGGGAAAAGGCCACUGACUCCCGCUUCCUCUGCUGGAGCAACCGUGAAGUUCAGCCUCUUCAAGGAAAACUGAAGACUUUAAUAACAAACCCUUCCAGGUGAAAAUGAAUACAGAUAGCGGUGGGUGUGCUCGCAAGCGUGCGGCCAUGUCUGUCACGUUAACAUCUGUGAAGAGAGUUCAAAGUUCGCCAAACCUGUUGGCUGCAGGGCGUGAUUCUCAGUCUCCAGACUCAGCGUGGAGAUCUUACAGUGAUCGAAAUCCAGAGACACUGAACGGAGAUGCCACAUAUUCCUCUCUUGCAGCAAAAGGUUUUAGAAGCGUCCGACCAAACCUGCAAGACAAAAAGUCACCAACCCAGAGCCAGAUAACCAUCAAUGGCAACUCUGGCGGCGCUGUGAGUCCAGUCAGUUACUAUCAAAGGCCAUUCUCCCCUUCCGCGUACUCCCUUCCAGCCUCGCUCAACUCCAGCCUUAUCAUGCAGCAUGGCAGAUCGCUUGACUCUGCAGAGACCUAUUCCCAGCAUGCCCAGUCUCUGGACGGCACCAUGGGAGGCGCCAUCCCACUGUACAGGUCCUCAGAGGAAGAGAAGAGAGUGACGGUUAUCAAAGCCCCGCAUUACCCAGGGAUCGGCCCCGUGGACGAAUCCGGCAUCCCCACAGCCAUUAGAACGACAGUCGACCGGCCGAAGGACUGGUACAAGACAAUGUUUAAGCAAAUUCACAUGGUCCACAAGCCGGAUGAGGACACAGACAUGUAUAAUACUCCUUACACAUACAACGCAGGUCUGUACAACUCACCAUACAGCACUCAGUCACACCCUGCUGCGAAGACCCAGACCUACAGACCCCUUUCCAAGAGCCACUCAGACAACGGCACAGACGGUUUCAAGGAGACGCCCUCCCCAGUGCCUCCCCCGCAUGUCCCACCACGACCGAGAGAUCAAUCUUCGACAGAAAAGCAUGACUGGGACCCUCCAGACAGAAAGGUGGACACCAGAAAAUUCCGAUCGGAGCCAAGGAGCAUUUUUGAAUAUGAACCUGGGAAGUCAUCCAUUCUGCAGCAUGAAAGACCCCCCCCUGUCCCACCAACUCCGACACCUGUUCCCAGGGAACCCAGCCGGAAGCCUCUCUCUGUGUCACCCUCAACAGAUGGCCUGCGUAGCCCUUCCCCUCCACCCCGGAGCUGUGUCCCCGCACCCCGUCAGAGUCCGAGCGCCCCAGCUUUCUCUCCCACUCGGACUGGUCGCAUAAAUCCAGAUGACAUAGACUUAGAAAAUGAGCCCUGGUAUAAAUUCUUUUCAGAACUGGAGUUUGGACGCCCGCCUCCUAAAAAGGCUCUGGAUUAUGUUCAAGAUCAUUCUUCCGGUGUUCCCAAUGAGGCCUCCAUCUAUCAGCCCUCCAUUGACAGAAGCCUAGAAAGACCCAGCAGUUCUGCGAGCAUGGCUGGGGACUUUCGGAAGCGGAGGAAGAGUGAACCUGCAGUGGGCCCACCCAGAGGCCUCGGGGAUCAGAGUGUGAGCAGGACCAGCCCCAGCAGGGCGGACCUCCCAGGAUCAAGCUCCACAUUUACGAAGUCUUUCAUUAGCUCUUCUCCUUCCUCUCCCUCAAGAGCCCAAGGUGGGGACGAUAGCAAAAUGUGUUCAUCCCUUUGCAGUCACUCGGGGCUCAAUGGCGCCCCCUCUGGUGAGUUAGAGUACUGUAGCGCUUAUAGACAGCAUUUGGAUGUCCCCCGGGACUCUCAAAGGGCCAUCACCUUCAAGAAUGGCUGGCAAAUGGCCCGGCAAAAUGCCGAGAUCUGGAGCAGCACGGAAGAGACCGUGUCCCCCAAAAUCAAAUCGCGUAGCUGUGAUGAUCUCCUGAAUGACGAUUGCGACAGCUUCCCAGACCCUAAAGCCAAGUCAGAAAGUAUGGGUUCUCUGUUAUGCGAGGAAGACUCCAAAGAGAGCUGCCCCAUGGCGUGGACUUCCCCCUAUAUCCAGGAAGUGUGUGUUAACGGCAGAUCCAGAAUCAAACACAGGUCAGCCCAUAAUGCCCCGGGCUUCCUCAAAAUGUACAAGAAGAUGCAUCGCAUCAACCGCAAGGAUUUGAUGAAUUCGGAGGUAAUUUGCUCCGUGAAGUCCAGGAUACUGCAGUAUGAAAACGAACGGCAGCAUAGGGGUCUGCUCCACGGUUGGAGCCAGUCUUCCACCGAGGAGGUGCCCAGGGACAUGGUACCCACCCGCAUUUCGGAAUUUGAAAAGCUGAUACAGAAGUCCAAAUCCAUGCCCAAUCUAGGGGAUGAGAUGUUGUCUCCCAUCACCCUAGAACCCCAACAAAACGGCCUGUGUCCCAAGAGACGAUUUUCUAUUGAGUCUCUGCUGGAAGAAGAAACUCAGGGUAGACAGCCUUCUCAGGGUCAGCGAAACUGCAAGUCUAAAACCCUGGUGCCCAUCCACAUCGAAGUCACCAGCGACGAGCAACCCAGAGCUCACAUAGAGUUUUCCGACAGUGACCAAGAUGGAGUUGUGUCUGACCACAGCGACUACAUUCACGUAGAAGGGUCAUCCUUUUGCAGCGAAAGCGAUUUCGACCAUUACUCCUUCACAUCCUCCGAAAGCUUCUACGGUUCCAGCCAUCACCACCACCACCAUCACCACCACCAUCACCGGCACCUCAUCAGCUCUUGCAAAGGCCGAUGUCCAGCCUCUUACACUCGGUUUACCACAAUGCUAAAACAUGAACGAGCUAAGCAUGAGAACACGGACCCACCCAGGAGGCAAGAAAUGGACCCCGGCCUGUCUAAACUCGCAUUUCUAGUCAGCCCCGUGCCUUUCCGAAGGAAAAAGAAUUUGACUCCCCAAAAACAGACUGAACAGGCAAAAUGCAAAGCCUCCGUAGUCGAGGCUCUGGACUCUGCCCUUAAGGACAUCUGCGACCAAAUCAAGGCUGAGAAAAGGAGGGGGAGCCUGCCGGACAACAGCAUACUGCAUAGGCUUAUCAGCGAGCUGUUACCAGAGAUCCCGGAGAGGAAUUCAUCCCUUAACGCUCUAAAACGGAGCCCUGGGCACCAGCCUUUCCACCCACUGCCUCAAGAUGGUGCUAUUCAUUGUCCACUGUACCAAAACGACUGUGGGAGGAUGCCUCACAGUGCCUCUUUCCCAGACGUGGACGCAACCAACAGCAGCUACCAUGCCCAGGAUUACAGUAGUGAGCUGAGUUUCCGAGACCAUGAGUCCCCUAGAAGUUACUCGUCUACUUUGACUGACCUGGGAAGAAGUGUAUCACGGGAACGAAGAGGAACUCCAGAAAAAGAGAAAUUGCCUGCAAAAGCUGUCUAUGAUUUCAAAGCUCAGACAUCUAAGGAGCUAUCGUUUAAGAAAGGAGAUACUGUCUACAUCCUCAGGAAAAUUGACCAGAACUGGUACGAGGGGGAGCACCACGGGAGAGUGGGCAUUUUCCCAAUCUCAUACGUAGAGAAACUGACUCCUCCAGAGAAAGCACAGCCCGCCAGACCACCACCCCCAGUCCAGCCUGGAGAGAUUGGAGAAGCCAUAGCCAAAUACAACUUCAAUGCCGACACAAACGUGGAGCUCUCCCUGCGAAAGGGCGAUAGGAUUAUUCUUCUUAAAAGAGUUGAUCAAAACUGGUAUGAAGGCAAGAUCCCGGGCAGCAACAGGCAAGGCAUCUUCCCUGUUUCCUAUGUAGAAGUCAUCAAGAAGAACGCACAAGGUGCCGAGGACUACCCCGACCCCCCCAUACCCCACAGCUACUCUAGUGAUAGAGUCCACAGCCUAAGCUCCAACAAGCCACAUCGUUCUGUGUUCACUCAUGACAACAUUCAAGGUCAGGGGGAACCGUUUCAGGCUCUGUAUAACUAUACUCCUAGGAAUGAAGACGAGCUGGAGCUCAGAGAGAGCGAUGUCGUGGAUGUCACGGAGAAGUGUGAUGACGGAUGGUUCGUGGGAACUUCAAGAAGAACCAAAUUCUUUGGGACUUUUCCCGGAAACUAUGUCAAGAGGCUGUGAAUCGCCUUCUCCCUCAUUUACUCCGCAUUUCGGUAACACAUCCGCACAACUCACCUGGAAUAUCCCAGCCAGCAGGCCUGUCAUGCCUUAUGGUUUCCCAAGGCCCUUGCCAUCUCCACCUGCCGCCACCAAAUCACCAGCAGCAACUGCCUCUGUGAGCCUUAGGGAGGCUGGGCGCUUAUAGGGAACUGUGGCAAAACUUACACCCGCAUCAAUGCGGUUUCCUGCUUUCUGCCCUGAACUUUAAAAAUCUCUGUGUAUGGAAUUGGAAUGAAAGUCAUCAUAAUUAAAAAGAGUGGAAGAGUUAAGGCAGGAAAAAAAGAGGAGAGAAAGAAAGAAAGAAAGAAAGAAAGAAAGAAAGAAAGAAAGAAAGAAAGAAAGAGAGAGAGAGAGAAAGAAAGGAAGGAAGAAAGGAAGAAAGGAAGGAAAAGAAAGAAGGAAGGAAGAAAGAAAAGAGACUCUCUAGGAGACUGGCUGGUCUCAUCACGGCUGUAUUUCCCCCUCUCUAGAAGGUGUUCUGUCCUCAGGAACCAGACUGUUUUCUGAAAUGCUGUGGUUUGCAUUUUCACCCUCAGCUUGGCAGUGUGUUUUCCUCUCACGAGUUUGCCUAGUGCCCUGGUUUACACUGUAUAACAACUAUACUUCAGCUAUUGUUUGCCUGCACUUCUUACAUAUUGUUUUAUGCACAGUGAUUUAUAAAAUCUAGAGCAAGUAGGAAGGUUAACUGGGACGGCUGUGAUUUCUGUUGGCUGCAUUAAGUUCUCACCCAGGAGUCUUAUCCUGCACAUUUUUUUGUGUGUGUACUUAUUAGAAGUGCAAACAGUGAGCGAUUAAGAAGCUGUUGGUCACUACCAUGACUAUCACGAAGGUUUAGCCACACUGCGGGACAAAUCGUGUUGUAAAUUUGCAUUGCUGUUUUAUAUUAAAAUGUAAUCAUCAGCAUCAUGAACAAUGAGCUCUUAGUGUUUUAUUUAUCUGUUAAAACUUAAAAAGCAGUGUUAGUAAGAGAGGCAAAGAGGCAAAAGUAACACCCAUAAGUGGGUUUCACUGCGUGUACACUUACACAUAAGGACAUAUAAAUCAGAUGUUAUGUUGUACAUUUUAUGGACAUGUAAAAGAAUCCCACAUUAUUUUAUAGAGUGCUUCAGGAGCAUCCUGAGUGUUAAGGCUGGCUUUAGCAAGGACUAUGAUCAAUACAAUUAUUUUUACUACAAUAAUUAUUUUUCUUCUAUGAAACCCAGAAUCCUGACUCCAUUUGCAGACAGGAAUAUAUAUGGUGAGCCUGAUUUUUCUGGUGUGUGUAAAAUACUUCCUAGAAAUAAUGAGGCGAUUUUAGAAAUAAUGGUUAAAUCAUUCAGGUUGUAUUUCCUGCCCCCCAAACAGUUCUACAAAAUGAUACCAAACCUGAAAGAUUUAAUGGAUUCACAGUGCCUGUGUUCCGCAUACUCUGAGACGUAGCUUUGUAUUUCGAAUGAAUUUGCAUAAGACCUGUUCGUCUUUGAAAUCUUUAGCACCUUAUAGACAAAACUUUUUAUGGCUUUCCUCCGUGGGCAAUGCUUGAUCUCACACAACAUGUAGACCCUAGCAUUUUGUAUAUAUGUUUGUUCUUUUCUUUUGUACAAACUAUUUACUUAUUCAGAAAAUGGGGAUUUCCCAAUUUGGUCUUUAUCCUGCACUUAAACUGAGUUUAAACUCUUCCGGCAGGUCUCCCUUGAGGCUCUCUUCACAGAUCACAGGCUAGUAUGAAUCUGGAAGAUAACAUCUACACAAAAUUCUAUGAAUUGGAAAGAUCUUUGUAUCCAACCUGAAACGCACAUAGAUACUGGCAACAGAGGAAUGUCACUAAGGGGGUAGGGACAAAACACCUCUGAGAAGCUCACUUUACCCUCCAGUUCACGACCAGCUUUCUGUUAGGAAAACUUGGGAUUGGCAAUCAGCCAGCCACGUGCAGCUUUGCUGAUGAAUGACUACUUCUUUUUCACACCAUUUAUGAAAACAAAUCUUCAACUCUGCUGCCUGUUCUAUUUAAGAAAAUUUGCUGUUUCUACUCUGUAUCUGAUUUUAAAAGGGAAAAAAAUAUUCAUACCUGGCUUUCAGGUCAUUGACUUUGAAUUCUUACAAAGCAAAGGUCAUUGUGUUUUUCUUGAGUAGAUACCUAAUAAAUUUUGCUUGAAAGUA